This is a messenger RNA of Culicoides brevitarsis, 4670 nucleotides long. It is a transcript of the gene Cftr, whose product is annotated as ATP-binding cassette sub-family C member 4. Gene Ontology annotation, cellular component: membrane. Gene Ontology annotation, biological process: transmembrane transport. NCBI's taxonomy places the organism in Eukaryota, Metazoa, Arthropoda, Insecta, Diptera, Ceratopogonidae. The transcript is spliced from 7 exons. Bases 449 to 4534 code for a protein of 1361 amino acids. The record is from RefSeq and is a predicted model, not a curated record. Gene Ontology annotation, molecular function: ATP hydrolysis activity; ATP binding; ABC-type transporter activity.
UCUUUAUUUUAAUUCUCCCGGCUUAUUUUGUGUGUUUUUUUUUUGGUUCGUUUCGUUUCAUCUCUACGUGCACGAAGAACGUGGCCCAUAGUCGCUGCUAUGUGGCACAAUUUCUUCUGAAAUUCAUCGCGUUUAAACAUAUAGAACAGCAUAAAAAAACACGAGAAUGACGAUUAUUGAAGAAGACAGAAGUUGAAAAGUUGUCAAAAAGCACUUUCACGUGCAAAGAGAGUGCAAAGUAGAAAAAUAAACAAAACAAGUGCGAAGUACUACUUGACAGAUGAAAAAUACAGAGCAAUUAAAAAAAAGAAAGGAAUUGUAAAACAAUGAUGUAAUCACAGAAAUAUGCUCUGUGUACUUAAAUGUGAAGCGAAAAUGUUAAUUAAAAAAAUUUCUCAGUGAUUUUUAAAAAGUUUUAAAUUAAUUUUUUUACAAAAACUCUUAAAAAAUGGACAAUUCGGUAAAGCCCACGAAAGAAAACCCCAAAAAGGGUUCAAAUCCGCUCUCGAAACUCAUCUUUGGAUGGAUAUUUCCGUUAUUUUUCCAAGGCACAAGGCGAGGUUUGAACACGGAUAAUCUCACAAAAUGCUUGGAUAAAGACGAAUCUGAAAUGCUGGGCAAUAAAUUAGAAGUUGCAUGGGACAAAGAACAAGAAAAAGCACGCAACAAAAACCGCGAACCUCAGCUCCGAAAUGCACUUUUCCAGGUUUUCUUCAAAUACUGCCUUUUCGAUGGAUUUCUCAUCUUUUCCUUCUGCCUUAUAAAAAGUUUCCAACCGCUCGUAUUGGCACAACUUUUAUUACAAUUCCAAAAAACGAAUUCAUCGAUGCCUGAAUCGACUCACAACGCUCGCUUGACUCCCAUUCACGACGACGAAUCAAUGUCAAUUUUCGUUGAGGAAGAUUCUUACCCGAAAAUUCACAGUUUGGAGGAACUUUCGGUGCUUGAGAAAAUUUUCGCAUGGGUCGUUUUCGCCUGGAACGAUGUUUAUUGGUUGACGUCGCUUGUCGUUUUGAUGACUCUUGUGCCUUGUUUCCUUGCGCAUCACGCGAAUUUGUCACAACGGAUGUUAGGCGCCCGUAUGAGAAUUGCUUGUUGCAGCGCCAUCUACCGGAAAACGCUGCGAAUGUCGAAAAAGUCCGCCGGACAGACGCCAAUCGGGUAUUUGGUGAAUCUCUUGUCGAACGAUGUGUCGCGAUUCGACGAUUGUUUGGUUUUUAUUCAUUACGUGUGGAUUUUGCCCUUUCAAAGUUGCAUAAUUUGCUAUCUUCUGUGGCGGGAAGUGCGAUGGGCAGCUCUCGUUGGUGUCGUUGGCUUGCUUUUGAAGACAAUUCCGGUUCAAACGGGACUUUCGCGACUGUCGUCGGUGCUGCGGAUGAAAGUUGCGAAACGCACGGACAAUCGCGUCGGCAUCAUGAACGAAAUUAUCCAAGGAAUCCAAGUCAUCAAGAUGUAUGCGUGGGAAACGGCCUUCGAGAAAGUUGUCGCCGUCGCUCGUAAAAAGGAAAUUACUCAAAUAAAAUUUGCCAGUUACAUUCGUGGCAUCUACUUGAGCACGAUGAUUUUCACGGAACGCAGUACGUUGCUCAUUGCCAUCGCGACAUGCGUCUUUAUGGGCGAAAUUCCCCUCACGGCAGACAUUGUCUUCUCCAUGGCGCAAUAUUUCAACAUUUUACAGCUAACUGCGGCGAUUUUUUAUCCCAUGGCGGUUAGUUUGGGUGCCGAAGCGCUCGUUUCGGUCAAACGGGUGCAAGAAUAUCUCAUGGUAGAGGAGCAAGAUACGGUCGUUGUUGGUUUGCAUAAAACAGAAAGAACUCCAGAAACGCCGAAAGACGAGCCCGAAGUCAAGAUCAAGAACGUGACGGCAAUGUGGGAUCCGAAUUCCGACAAAAAAACGUUGAGCGAACUGAAUAUCGAGAUAAAGUCGAAUAAAUUGUGUGCGAUUAUUGGGUCGGUUGGCGCAGGAAAAUCUUCGUUACUGCAAUUGUUGCUGGGUGAACUUCCAAUUUAUGCGGGAGAUGUUUAUAUUCCGGAUUCUAUUUCGUAUGCGAGUCAGGAGCCGUGGUUGUUUACGGGAACUGUCAGGCAAAAUAUUCUCUUUGGAUUGCCCUACAAUAGAAAGAGAUACCGCGACGUCGUAACUCACUGCGCCCUCCUCACCGACUUCGAACAACUCCCAAAUGGCGAUCAAACCAUCAUCGGAGACCGUGGCGCUGCCUUAAGUGGCGGACAAAAAGCUCGUGUCAACCUCGCGCGUGCUUGUUACAAAGAAGCUCAAGUCUACCUACUCGACGAUCCUCUCAGCGCCGUCGACAGUCACGUUGGCAAACAUCUUUUCGAACAAGUAGCUGGUCCCAACUCCUACCUGGCGUCUCAAAAAGCGACGAGAAUUUUGGUAACGCAUCAAGUUCACUUUUUAAAGGAAGCAGAUUGGAUCGUCGUCCUCGACGAAGGAAAAAUUUUGAUGCAAGGAACAUUUUCGGAUCUCGCCAAGAGCAAUUUGGAUCUCGGGAAGUUAGUUUCUCCCGCGGAGCCUGACGAGGAAAUUCCCGUAGUUGACGAGAGCGAAGACGAAGAAGACGACAUUCCGUACAUUGAUGGCGUUUCGCGGAACGGAUAUCUCGCAUUAGGCAGCAACGUGUCACUUUCCCGCUCGAAAUCGAUGUCGAAAAGUAUGAGUUUUGGGAAUUUGGGAAGCGGCGUCGCUGCCGAGCAACAAGCUGAAGGCGGGAUUUCUUUCUACGUUUGGAGCUCGUAUUUUCGUGCCGGAGCGAAUAUUUGCGUUUUACUGCUUUUGCUGCUCGUUUUGAUCGGAUCUCAAGCAGUUACGAGUGGUUCGGAUUAUUUCGUCAAUAUUUGGACUCAGCAGGAAUAUUUGCGACAUUUGAACCAAACGACGAUUUUUUCGACUUACGAAUGUUUGUACAUCUAUACGGGACUCAUUUGUGGCGUAAUUUUCAUGACUUGCCUCCGAGGAUGGCUUUUCUUCAAUAUUUGCAUGGCAGCUUCGCGAACAUUGCAUAAUCGGAUGUUUGCUUGUUUGUUGAGGGCUCCGAUGCAGUUUUUCGACACAAAUCCAGGAGGAAGAAUUUUGAAUAGAUUUAGUAAGGAUAUGGGAGCGAUUGAUGAAUUGUUGCCGCGAGCGAUGAUGGAUGCCUUGCAAAUUGGACUUGUGAUGAUUGGGAUUUUGGUGCUGAUUUCUAUCGUGAAUCCGCUGUUGUUGGUCCCGCUGGCAGUGACAAUUGUUCUUUUCUGCCUCGUUUUGAAGUUGUAUUUAAGACCGGCGCAGGAUUUGAAACGAUUGGAGGGAAUUUGCAGAAGUCCCGUUUUCUCUCAUCUCGCUGCAACUCUCAACGGAAUCUCCACAAUUCGAGCAAAUCAGGCACAAAAUAAGGUUUCAACUGAAUUCGACGCCCUCCAAGAUGUCCAUUCUGCAAUUUGGCAAUUGACAAUCAGCUCAAAUACGGCUCUUGGAUUGUGGUUGGAUUGCGUUAGCACGACAUUUGUAGCUUGUGUCGCCUUUUCAUUCAUCGUACUUCACCAAACAACAUUUUCGGGCAACGUUGGCUUAGCAAUCAGCCAAGCAUUGAUACUUACGGGCAUGGUUCAGUACGGAAUUCGUCAAACUACGGAGUCGAUUCAACAAAUGACCUGUGUGGAAAGAGUUUUGCAAUAUAGUAACAUAGAAAGUGAGGUAAAUCCGAAGAAAGUUGCUCCUAAAGAUUGGCCAUGGAAAGCUGAGAUACAAUUCAAGGACAUGUCGUUGUCUUAUGGCAAGUCAAGUCCCGUUCUGAAGAACUUGAAUCUCAAAAUUGAGUCUGCUUGGAAAGUUGGGAUCGUUGGAAGAACAGGAGCGGGCAAAAGUUCAUUAAUUGGUGCUUUAUUCCGUCUCGCGAACAUCGAAGGCAAAAUUUUGAUCGACGGCAUCGACACUGGCGUAAUUUCUCUCGACUCGUUACGCGAAAAAAUCUCCAUAAUCCCGCAAGAUCCCGUUUUGUUCUCCGCCACAAUUCGUUACAACUUGGAUCCCUUCAACAAAUACGAGGAUGACGCCCUUUGGCAAGCCUUGGAAGCUGUCGAACUAAAAUCCUCGAUUCACGGACUGCAUUUUAUGGUUUCCGAGGGCGGUUCGAAUUUCAGUGUGGGACAACGACAACUUCUCUGUUUGGCUCGUGCCAUUUUGCGAGGCAAUAAAAUUCUCGUGCUCGAUGAAGCGACAGCGAAUGUCGAUCCGCAAACCGAUGCCUUGAUCCAGACGACAAUUCGUGACAAAUUCCGGAGUUGCACAGUUUUGACAGUCGCGCAUCGACUUCACACCGUCAUGGACAGCGAUCGAAUUCUCGUGAUGGAAAAUGGUUACGCGAAGGAAUUUGAUGUGCCGCAUUUGUUGUUGCAACAGGAAGGAAGCAUUUUGUUGGAUAUGGUAGAAGCGACGGGACCCCAAGAGAGCGGCUCGUUGAAACAAAUCGCCGAAGAUUCUUACGUGAAGAUGCAAUUACUCGAUCAGCAGAGUAACUUGUUCAAAUUCGAAUAAUUAAUUUUUAAGUUAAUCGUUGUAAUUUUUUUUUGUUUAAGAAGAAGAAGAAGAAUGUUUGAUGAUUGUUUGUUUGUGAAAAAAAAUAAUAUUUUGUUAAGAAAAUAUUUGAAUAAAAACGAAUUUUGGAAUUAUU